This is a messenger RNA of Metopolophium dirhodum (rose-grain aphid), 825 nucleotides long. RefSeq lists its product as uncharacterized. NCBI's taxonomy places the organism in Eukaryota, Metazoa, Arthropoda, Insecta, Hemiptera, Aphididae. The record is from RefSeq and is a predicted model, not a curated record. Bases 1 to 825 code for a protein of 274 amino acids. The transcript has a single exon.
AUGGCAUGGUUAUAUUUUGUACAAAGUCAGUUGAAGGUGGUAUGUGAUACAAUAAAAAGGAUAGAAGGUGAUCAUAUAUCAGCAGGCGAGGUGUAUGAAGAAAUUGAAGUGUUAUGUGGUAAAAUAAAAAAUCGGAAAAAUCAACAUUUUUUUACGUCAGAGCUAGCUCAACUUAUUUCAGAUCUUGAUAAGAACAAACUGUACAGUGAAAAAAAGUUUAUUGAGAUAACUGAUGAGUUUUAUGACACGUUUUUAUCGUACGUGGAAAAAUGGGGAUAUCACUUUGAACCACUAAAAGUUUUUCGUUGGAUUCAAGUACUAGAUUUUCCAAUUUGGAGUGACAUUCAAGAAAGUUUUAAAUAUAUUAUUAAGAAUAAUCCAACAUUGAAAUUCGAUGAAGAUGAACUUUUUGACGAAUUUAAUCAUGUGAUAAAUGUAAUGAAGGUUAAAAUGCAAAACUGGAAAAAUGGUUCAAAAACCGAAGAUAGGUGGUGUGAAAUAUUCAAAAUUCUAAAAAAAAAUAACAUUUCAAUUAAAUAUUUUACGGUUAUUUUAGAGUAUUCGAUGGCUAUUCCAGGAACUAACGCGUCGGUAGAAAGAGUAUUUUCAAUUACAAAUGUUUUAUGGACAGAUGAGAAAAAUCGAUUUCUUGUGGACACAAUUAGAUCGAUAAUAAUCGUAAAACAACAUUUUAAAAAUGUUUCAUGUACAGAAUUGCAUACAUUUCUUUUAGAACAUCCACAAUUAUUAAAACUAAUUACUUCUUCAGAAAAAUAUGAAAAAUCAAAUAGUGAAGACAUCUCUGAACAAUCGUCAUCAAAAUGA